Cicer arietinum (chickpea) is the source of this 3111-nucleotide messenger RNA. Its product is annotated as sphingoid long-chain bases kinase 1. Gene Ontology annotation, biological process: phosphorylation; ceramide metabolic process. Lineage: Eukaryota; Viridiplantae; Streptophyta; Magnoliopsida; Fabales; Fabaceae. Gene Ontology annotation, molecular function: ceramide kinase activity. The record is from RefSeq and is a predicted model, not a curated record.
ACUGAGAAAUAGAAUGACGGCAAAGGAAAGUGGCGAGUCCGUUGAGGUCGAGGGAUCUUGAGCGUCCGUUUACAGUUCACAAGAGUAGUGGGUGUGGGUACAAUACAAUACAAUAGAUAGAUAGAUAGAUACAAGAACAAAAAUAAACUAAAACUCAACUUUCAUUUCAUCUCCACCGAUCCAUCAUUAGUUGGUUUUGGUUUGCUUUUCUACCCUAUCUUCCUUCUUUUCCAAUUGCUUUUCAGCUCCAUUUUCUAGUUCUACUUUUCUUUCUCAUCAAUUUCAUUAUCAUCCAACUUAUUCUAAUCUGUUGGAUUGGUUCAGACGCCGCACUUUGAUUGGUUAUAGAUCCAAUCAUCGAUUCGCGAUCUGAGCUUCUCACUGCCAAAUUACAAUAGAUACUUCAAUUCAUCACAAACCCUAAAUCGCACUGGCUCAGCCCCUGCAUCAUGCUCGUGUUUUUAAGAUUGAUGAUAAAAUGAGAGAUAUGCUCAAGAGUGGUAGUUUUUCCCGGAAUUCUACUGGCAGCAGUACUAACAACAACAACAACAACAACAACAACAACAACAACACUAAGCCUGCAUCCGCUAGGCUCUCUUCACCUCAACAAUCUUUAAGACGUUUGGGAUUGUGUUCCCAGAUAGCAACUUCUGGGGAACACUCCUCCCCUAUUGUCUUCCCCGAAAAACGUGGCAAAGUUAAGGCUUCUAAGAAGAGUACAGAUGCCGUUCGUCCGGGCGGUGAUCAGGAUGCAGCCAAGAAUUUUGAGCAUAGGAUUGACAUUGGAGGAGGAGCUGGAGGAGGAACUGGCGAUGAGAAGUCUGAUUUGUUAGGAUAUGUUGUGUUCUCUGGAAAGCUUUUUUUGGAUAAGAGAAGGAUUACUGUAAAUAACAACAACACCGAUGCUCAACAAAAAUCUUUUGAUACCAUCAAUCAAGCUGCUGUCGAUGCCAAAUUAACAAGCAAGGCUUUACUGUGGGGAUCUCAAGUGCUGCACCUCGAUGAUGUCAUCUCGGUAUCAUAUCAUGCUGGUCUCAGACAUUUUACAGUGCACUCUUAUCCUAUCAAAAAGGCUUCAUGUUUUAUGAAAUCUCGAAGGAGUCGCAAGGACUUUCGUUUUGUGGCUUCUACUGUAGAAGAGGCCAUUCAUUGGGUUGGUGGAUUUGCCGAUCAACACUGUUUUGUUAACUGUCUUCCUCAUCCUUUAGUGUCUUCGAAGAAGCAAGCAUCCUCAGAAUUAUUUCAGUCUGAUACCCCUCCUGAAUUGCUCUUUAGAUGCAAAACUCCGCCUAAGAUGCUUGUAAUUUUAAACCCACGCUCAGGGCGAGGUCGUUCCAGUAAAGUUUUCCAUGGCAUUGUGGAACCAAUAUUUAAGCUUGCUGGGUUUAGAUUGGAGGUAGUCAAAACAACAUCUGCUGGUCAUGCCAGAAGUCUUGCAUCAAGUGUAGACAUCAGCACUUGUCCUGAUGGAAUCAUCUGUGUUGGUGGUGAUGGGAUAAUCAAUGAGGUUGUUAAUGGUCUCCUUAGUAGAGACAAUCAAAAGGAAGGAAUAUCUAUACCUAUUGGAAUUAUACCAGCUGGUUCUGAUAAUUCACUGGUAUGGACUGUUCUUGGAGUUAGAGAUCCAGUUUCUGCAGCAAUGGCUAUUGUGAAGGGGGGCCUUACUGCUACAGAUGUCUUUGCUGUUGAAUGGAUUCAGACUAAUAAAAUUCACUUUGGAUUAACAGUCUCAUAUUAUGGUUUUGUUAGUGAUGUGUUGGAACUUUCUGAAAAAUAUCAGAAGCGCUUUGGCCCACUGCGGUAUUUUGUUGCUGGAUUUUUCAAGUUCUUAUGCUUACCACGAUACAGCUAUGAAAUUGAAUAUCUUCCAGUAUCAAAAACUGAGAGAGAAGGAAAGCUUUCCGGUGAAAGGGAAGUAGUUGACAUUUCAGAUCUGUAUACUGACAUCAUGGGCAGAUCAAAUAAGGAUGGAAUGCCCAGGGCAUCUAGUCUUUCAAGUAUAGACUCUAUAAUGACUCCGAGUCGUAUAUCUGGUGGAGACCUGGAUACCUGUAGUAGCACUCAUGCUAGUACUGAACCUUCUGAAUUGGUGCGUGGCUUAGAUCCUAAGUCAAAACGCCUAUCAUCUGGAAGGAGCAAUGUCACAGCAGAGCCAGAAGUCAUCCAUCCGCAGCUGCCUCUAUCAACAACUCCGAACUGGCCAAGGACCAGAUCUAAGUCAAGGAAUGAUAAAGUAUGGACUGGAUUGACCACCACACAUGAUACCUCUAGAUGGGGAAGUGCAACAAAUGACAGAGAGGAUAUAUCAUCUACACUGUCUGACCCAGGUCCUAUUUGGGACGCUGAGCCAAAAUGGGAUGCAGAGCAUAAUUGGGAUGUGGAAAACCCAAUUGAGUUACCAGGGCCACCGGAUGAUACAGAAACAGGAUCCACAAAGGAGGUUGUGCCUCGUUUCGAAGAAAAAUGGGUUGUUUCAAAGGGACCGUUUCUUGGCAUUCUGGUUUGCAAUCAUGCUUGUAGAACUGUUCAGAGCUCUCAGGUGGUUGCUCCCAAAGCUGAGCAUGACGAUAACACUUUAGAUCUGAUCUUGGUUCAUGGGAGUGGAAGGCUGAGGCUGUUGAGAUUUUUCUUACUUCUACAGAUGGGUCGACACCUUUCACUGCCAUAUGUUGAAUAUGUGAAGGUAAAGUCUGUUAGAAUAAAGUCUGGGAAACACACUCACAAUGGAUGUGGGAUUGAUGGUGAGCUUUUUGCACUCAACGGACAAGUAAUUUCUUCUUUGCUUCCAGAACAGUGCAGGCUUAUUGGUCGCUUCCGUAUAUGAUUACUGUGAGUUCUUUUAAAUUCUUUGACGGGUUUUGGUAAGCUUCUCCUUUAUGAAUCCAGAUACCCAAUUUGUCUUGUCAAAUUCCUUGUCGCUGUAACAGCUGAGCUUUGUAAAUCUUUUGUUUCGGUUAUAUGUAUCUGUUGUUGCUUGCUUGUCCAUCUUCUCUUUAUUUUGUUUUCGUAAAAAGAAAAAAGAAACACUGCACAUUUAUGCAUUUUCUGCAACAAGAAGCUGAAUUUAUUGCCAAUGUCCAUUUCCUCAGAAUUGAUCAGUUGAUUCUCUUA